AUGACGGAUCUCAAUACCCCCGACUCCUUUCCGGCCACGCCUGAUGGCUUGAUCGACAGAGAUGGCCUGAGCAGUCCCGCGUCACCCGGCUCAGCCGACUCUUCCGAGGCCAGCACCCCGCUCGAAGGCCCAGCCGACAACCUCUCCGAUUUGCCCAAACGUGUGCCCUCGCUUCGAACCGUCUCCGACCCCCAGAACAUGAACCCUUCUUCGACCCCUCUCGGCAUGCUGAGCAACGCUCGCCGCCCACCGCCCACCGCCUCCAUGAUGAGCAUGGGCGGCGGAGCCAUGAACGACGCCAUGGCAAGAGCGCGAGCACUCCAUGCCCAGCGUAUGGGCAAGCCCGCUGGCUCACAGCCUACCGGCAACAACAUGAGCAUGGCGAGCUCUCCGGUCUCGCCAGUGCCUCGCCAGAGCUCUCCUGCUGGCCUGCCCGGGGGACUUCCGGGCAAUCUCAAAUUGCCGGGUGGCAUGGUUCGGCCUUCCCCUGGCGGUAUGCCCCGUUCCGCCCCCGCCAUUCCGACGAAGCCGUCGCUCGCUGCCAGGCGUGGUCCCAUGAUGAAACUGUCCGAUAUGAGCGGUUCGUCGCCUGCAUCCCCGCCGCCCAAACUGUCCGACAUCCACGGCCCCAACAACAACGGAACCGCGCCGAACGGGACAACGGGGUCCAAAAUGGAUGACUUCAAGAAAUACAUUGAUUCGGAAAAAGGCUGGAUCACGUUCGACGGCGCUGCGACCAUCACAAAGACUGGUGUCAACUUUGCCAACGGCACAGCCUUCGCCAUUUCUUUAGACGAGGUCGAGGUCAUGGAUGAGCUGGGCAAGGGAAAUUACGGGACUGUGUACAAGGUCAGGCAUACGAAGCCGAGAGUCCCUCGUUUCGGUUCCGGACUGGGUGGAUUCAAGCACGCAAACUUGAGCACGGCGCAUUCGGAUCCCUCACCCAUCAGAAAAGCCGACGGGUCUGAGGAAGCAUCGCCAGUGUCAGCGGCGCCCGAGGCCUCGUCAGGCAGAGUAAUGGCCAUGAAGGAAAUCCGGCUGGAAUUGGAGGAGGCCAAGUUUACGACAAUACUGAAGGAGCUCGUCAUCCUGCACGAGUGUAUAUCACCCUACAUUAUUGACUUCUACGGCGCUUUCUUCCAAGAGGGCGCAGUCUACAUGUGCAUCGAAUACAUGGACGGCGGAUCCAUCGACAAGCUGUAUGACGGCGGCAUCCCCGAAGGUGUGUUACAAAAGAUUACCUACUCGACGAUAAUGGGCCUCAAAUCGUUGAAGGACGAGCACAACAUCAUUCACCGAGACGUUAAGCCCACAAACAUUCUGGCCAACACCAGGGGCCAGAUCAAGAUUUGCGAUUUCGGUGUCAGUGGAAACCUCGUCGCAAGCAUUGCCAAGACGAACAUUGGCUGCCAGAGUUACAUGGCUCCCGAAAGAAUAUCGGGAGGUGGCAUGACAGCGGGCGCCGAUGGCACUUAUAGUGUGCAGAGCGAUAUCUGGAGUCUGGGCCUGACGGUUAUCGAGUGUGCGUUGGGACGGUACCCAUACCCGCCAGAGGUAUCAUUGACAAUUUUCAGCCAACUGAGUGCCAUUGUCGAAGGCGAGCCUCCAGGCUUGCCCGAUGAGGGUUUCUCCAGCACGGCGCACGACUUUGUUCGCAGGUGUCUCAACAAGAUCCCCAAGGACCGUCCCACCUACGCCGCACUGCUUCAACACCCUUGGAUGGCGCGUUUCUCCAAGAUCGAAACAAUCGCAGAGGAGGUUGAGGAGGGAGAUGAGGCUGAAGCUGUAGCGGAAACUGUUGGCAAACUCUCCCUGUCGUCCGGUACGGAUGAUGAGGAAGUUGCUGAAUGGGUCAAAUCGGUACUGGAGCGCAAACGGUCAGGUCUCGUCACCCCUGCAUCACGACCAGCACUCCAUGCCGCACCGCUGGACACUGUCAGCCCGUCAGCGAACCCCCUGGUGGGUCGUCAGUUGCAGUAA
Colletotrichum higginsianum IMI 349063 is the source of this 1980-nucleotide messenger RNA. RefSeq names its product Mitogen activated protein kinase kinase. Gene Ontology annotation, molecular function: MAP kinase kinase activity; ATP binding. The record is from RefSeq and is a predicted model, not a curated record. Lineage: Eukaryota; Fungi; Ascomycota; Sordariomycetes; Glomerellales; Glomerellaceae. Gene Ontology annotation, biological process: protein phosphorylation; cellular hyperosmotic response; MAPK cascade. The transcript is spliced from 2 exons. The coding region runs from base 1 to 1980 and encodes 659 amino acids.